GCGGCGGAUGCCGCGUUUGCCUCUAACGUGCUUCGAUUAAAAAAAAAUAAUAGCCAUAGACAAGUAAAUUUACGCGCGAAAACGUAUAGUACUUGUAUUUAAGUGUUAUUUAAAUUGGUUCGAAAUUCAAAAAUAUUGACCAACGAGAUAAUACUUUUUAGUGUAGUGCAGCUUUCUUUUUUUUUUGGAGUGCGUUCCAGUUUUCGUUCGAAAAGGGAACAGGGUGAAACAGAUCGAAACAGAAGAGCAUGCAACUGAAAUAAACACGAACACUUUUUUUUUAUUAUAAAAACUAUAAACAAGAUGGCGCCGCAAGAGCGAACUCCUUGUUGCGAGCAGGAAGAUUCCCGCGCAAAUACGACCAUAGACAAUAAACUCUCAGAUAUUGAUUUAACGAGUGGUUUUGUCAACAAAGGCUUCGUUAAUGAUAGCACAGAUAAUACAACGAACCAGAAAGUCAAUGAUAAAAAAGAUGAUGACAGAGGACAUAAAAAAGCCACUGAUUUCGAUGAUCUAUUGCCAUAUGUAGGAGAAUUUGGACUAUAUCAAAAGAUUUUGUUUUUAUUAAUGAUACCGUUUGCAUUUUUUGUUGCUUUUGUAUAUUUCUCACAAAUAUUCAUGACCAUAGCGCCUGAGCAGCACUGGUGUUGGAUACCGGAGUUGGCGAACUUGACCGUGGAAGAAAGGCGCGCCCUAGCAAUACCCCCCAAAUCAGACGGACCGUUUCCCCACGACCGGUGUAGUAUGUACUCGGCCGACUGGUCGGUUGCGCUUGCGCAGGGCAGGACCACACCGGACGACGAGUGGCCCGUGGUGCCGUGCGCCCACGGCUGGGAGUACAACAAGAGCGAUGUUCCGUAUGAUACCAUUGCAUCCCAGCUGGACUGGGUGUGCGAAAAGGACAACUUGCCGGCUACAGCUCAGGCCAUCUUUUUCUGCGGUGCCAUAGUUGGGGGGCUGGUGUUCGGCUGGAUAGCUGACAAGUAUGGAAGGAUACCAGCUCUAGUUGGGACAAAUCUGAUUGGGUUCGGUGCGGGUAUUGGCACAGCGUUUUGCAACAGUUUCUGGUCGUUCGCGUUGUGUCGCUUCCUUGUUGGAUUAGCGUUUGAUAACUGCUUCACCAUGAUGUAUAUACUUGUAUUAGAAUACGUUGGCCCAAAAUGGCGUACCUUCGUGGCGAACAUGUCUAUAGCAUUAUUCUUCACGCUCGCCGCGUCCCUGCUGCCCUGGAUAGCGUUAUGGGCCGAUGACUGGAGGAAGUUUGCUGUCGGCACUAGUCUGCCCUUCGUAUUAGCUGCGGCGACACCUUGGCUAGUCCCAGAAAGUGCCAGAUGGUUGGUAUCCCAGGGCAAGAUCGACAAAGCGCUCACUAUCAUGAAGAAGUUCGAAAGGAUAAAUAAGACCAAAAUACCCGAGAAAGUUCUCAGCGAGUUCGCGGAAUCGUCUCUUACAACAAUCAAAGAUUCGGAAGCUGAAUCCAAAACUUAUUCCGUAUUGGAUCUCUUUAAAACUCCACGUUUAAGGAGGAACGCUAUUCUUCUCAUCAUCAUAUGGAUGGCGAUAUCUUUGGUCUUCGAUGGCCAUGUCAGGAAUGUGGGAUCUUUAGGAUUGGACAUCUUCUUGACCUUCACCAUAGCGUCAGCUACAGAAUUACCAGCUGAUACCUUUUUAACUGCUGUUUUGGAUAGAUGGGGCAGAAGAUGGCUGGCAUGUGGAUCUAUGGUUAUUAGUGGCAUCUUCAGCCUGUUAGCCACAGCUGUUCCCAUAGGCGGUCCAUCAGCGUCCCUGGCCAUUCUCGGUCGCUUCGCCGUGAAUAUAUCGUACAACAUUGGUCUCCAAUACGCGGCUGAGUUACUGCCCACCGUGGUCAGGGCACAGGGCGUUGCCCUCAUCCAUAUAAUGGGCUAUGUCGCCUCUAUAGUGGCACCAUUUGUGGUCUACCUAGCCAACAUUUCUCAGGAUCUCCCACUCCUCAUUCUUGGUAUUCUGGGUAUUGUUGGUGGUCUUCUGUGCUUGUUCCUGCCCGAGACAAUGGACACGGAGAUGCCUCAGACCCUACAAGAUGGAGAGAAUUUCGGCAAGGAUCAGAGGUUCUGGGAUAUGCCUUGCUUCCCCAAAAAAAGAAAAGAAGAUGAAGAGAAUCCAGGACGGUACAUCAAACGCCACUCAAUCAGCAGUCGCAAUGAAUCCGACAACUUCGUCAGGGCUGCACCCAGUGCUAUAGGCUCUAGAGCUUCCAUCAGAGCCUCGAUUAGAGCUUCAGUCAGGACCCGAUCAGGAUCGAGUAAACGAGAAGGCAGCAAAGAACGGAGGGAAAAUAUGGUUUGAAUGAAUAGGUAGGUAUAUAAUGUAAAAACUUAUAGAGUUACUCCAAUAAAUUUAUUAGAAGAAUAGGUAGGGAUUGAAAAGGAAAAAUUGAAGAUGACAGAAGAAAUAAGGACUGUUCAUUUGUUUAUGCAACUUAGAAUGGCAAACAAGCUGACGGCCCGCCUGAUGGAAAGUGGUAACCGUCGCCUAUAGUCAUGAGCAGUACCACGGAUAUAACAGAGUAUACUAUUUAGCUCAUGGUUCCUUCCAUGCGUUGCCAUUCCUGAGGAUUAAGGUGUUAUGCUAAAUUGAAAAAGAAAUACACAUUUGAUAUUAAAUAAAUAAAUAAAUAAAUAAAUAAACAGCUUAUACCUUGAUAUUAUAGUAAACACUUAUCAUUAUGUUACAAUGAUAUUUAAUUGAUAAAUAUUUACACCUUUAGUCCUCAGGAAUGGCAACGCAUAUAGGGUAUCAUGGGCGACACAGUAUACUCUGUAAUGUCCAUAGUACUGCUCAUGUCUAUAGGCGACAGUUACUACUUCCUAUCAGGUGAACCGUCAGCUUGUUUGCCAUUAGUUAAGUUAAGUUGCAUUAAACUAUAUAUUAUAUUAUAGUACUGUAAUUCCUGAUAAGGUAGCCAGAGAUAUUAAUUGUCUGUUAUGUUAUAGUUUCAUUACGUUUUCAUUCAUUUAUUUAAAAAAAUAAAAGAAAAUAAAUUACAGAUGUGUUAAAGGCAUAUAUUUUAGAUACAACUAUGUUUUGCCUCUCAUAGCAUGCAAAUUUUGAAUUAGACAUGCCUAAAUUGCAGCAUGCACAAAUUCUACCAUCACUUACAUUAAUUCGGUCUGGUAAUGGUGUUUUUUUUUUCGUUAGAAAUUUAGUCGAAAAUAUUAAAUUAAUUUAAAUAAAAUUCAUAAUUCCAAGUUUUGUUGACGGUCACAUUCAAACUUACUUAUUACUAAUCAGACUUAUAGAUCUUAAACUCUAUAAGUCUGGUUAGUAUACAGUACACUACACAGACUUACAAUGCAGGCUGCUUGUAGUAUAGAAACUUAUACCACUAGGCAGUGGCGUAACAGUAGCUUAGGGAACCUCUGAUUUGAGAAUUCAUGAAUACAGGAAGAAUCUAAUUAUUCAUUACAGAAAAUUAAUACAAAAAAAAUAUUUAAUUAUUCUGAGAAUUUGAAUAUUAAAUAAUAAAAAAAAUUACAUGAAUUGUACAAAUAAACUACGCAAAAAAAGCUACCCACUUGGCUAUUCUCUCCAUCGAAAGUUGUUUAGGUUAUUUUUUUAUUUAAAUAAUGGAAGAACCCUAUCUGAUGAAUUUUCCAAGAGCGCUAGAUGGUAUUUACGCUACUGCCACUAGGUCAUAAUGCUUUUUUUUUUCAUAACAUAAUAUUGAAAUGGUAACCCCACUUGCUUUAUCGGUAUACCCUGGCGGGGCACCAGUGAGGGAUGAUAGGUGGGAAUGAAAAAGCAAGUCAAGUUAGCCCAUCGUGAUGAAUACAUCUGGAAUUUAGCACGAUGGUUUCCAGGGGGAGCUACGUGGAGGCCGACCUGACAGCGUGCAUUGCUAGCAAUGGGACUGGUAGUCCGCAUUACUAACAAUGCAUCCCCCCCUAUAUUCCUGUAUUUUUUUUUGAUGGGUGAAAAUGGUAUGGUAACCCCGCCUGCGCUAACGGGAUACGCUGGCGGAGCACCAGUGAAGGGUGAUAGAUGAGAAUGAAAACAGGCCAGUUAGCCCAUCAUGAUGAAUUCAUCAGGAAUUAACCAUGAUAGUUUCCAGGGAAAACCGCGAGGAAGUCGACCUGGUUGGGUAU
Messenger RNA from Galleria mellonella (greater wax moth), 4127 nucleotides. Its product is annotated as organic cation transporter protein-like. Gene Ontology annotation, biological process: transmembrane transport. The record is from RefSeq and is a predicted model, not a curated record. NCBI's taxonomy places the organism in Eukaryota, Metazoa, Arthropoda, Insecta, Lepidoptera, Pyralidae. The transcript is spliced from 12 exons. Gene Ontology annotation, molecular function: transmembrane transporter activity. Gene Ontology annotation, cellular component: membrane. Bases 304 to 2328 code for a protein of 674 amino acids.